AUGGCGGCGGUCGGAACAGAAACGACAACGAGCAUGACAGCAGCAGCGACGACUAUAGUUGGUGGUUUCGACCUCCACAACGGGGUUGGCGACUCCGGUCAUCCCUCUCUCGAUCGUCCACGACGUCCGACAGUAAGAUGGGCACGAGGUGGUCGUCAUCGUCGACGAAGCAGCGGCAUCGGAGAUUUCUUUGGUUUCCGGUCAAGCAGCCACGGUAGGAAGUGGCGACAACGAAACAUCCUGGUGGUUUUCCGGCCAUACAAGAUGUCCAGCGACGUAGUGAUGGUGGUGUCUUGA
Messenger RNA from Lactuca virosa, 297 nucleotides. The record is from the annotation of a GenBank genome assembly. Lineage: Eukaryota; Viridiplantae; Streptophyta; Magnoliopsida; Asterales; Asteraceae.